Molecule: messenger RNA, 642 nt
Organism: Acanthosepion pharaonis
Lineage: Eukaryota; Metazoa; Mollusca; Cephalopoda; Sepiida; Sepiidae
Source: the annotation of a GenBank genome assembly
AUGAUUUUCAUUCUUUCAUUCAACAGCCUAUCCGCCACUAUCUCUUUUCCAGGUCUGUUUUAUCUCUGCUUUAUCUCUUUCCCCAAGUCCACUUUAUUUCUUCUCCAGAUGUGUAUUAUCCUCUAUGCUUUAUUUCUAUCAUACGUGUAUUAUCUCUUCUCUAGAUAUGUGUUAUCCCUUCUCCAGACGUGUAAUAUCUCUUUUCCAUAUCUGUUUAUUGCUUCUACAGAUAUUUAUUUGUUUCCAUAUAGCUUCUCCAGAUAUUCUUUAUUUCUUCCCCAGAUCUAUUUUAUCUCUUCCUCAGAUCGGCUUCAUCUCUUUUCCAGAUUCAUUUUAUCUAUUCUUCAGAUGUUUAUUAUCUCUUUCCCUGAUCCACUUUAUCUCUUCUCCAGAUGUGUAUUAUGUUUUUUCCAUAUGUGCAUUAUCACUUUCCCAUAUCCGCUUUCUCUUCUCCAGAUAGGCUUUAUCUCUUUACCAGAUCUGUUACUAGAUCCACUUUAUCUGUUCUCCAGAUCAAUUUUAUCUUUUUAUGAUAUGCACUUUGUCUCGUCCCAGAUCUGCUUCAUUUUUUUCUCCAGAUGUGGUAUAUCUUCCCCAGAUUGGCUUCAUCUCUCCUCCAGAUCUGCUCUAUCUCUUCCCUAG